Messenger RNA from Brassica rapa (field mustard), 2619 nucleotides. RefSeq names its product pentatricopeptide repeat-containing protein At5g27460. The record is from RefSeq and is a predicted model, not a curated record. Gene Ontology annotation, cellular component: mitochondrion. NCBI's taxonomy places the organism in Eukaryota, Viridiplantae, Streptophyta, Magnoliopsida, Brassicales, Brassicaceae. Gene Ontology annotation, molecular function: protein binding.
AAACAUAUCAAAUCAUUAUAAUAAAUAUAUCAUUUUCUAUAAUUUUUAAAUUUUAAUACAAUAAUAAUUUAAUAAAAUCAAUUAAUUUUAUUGAAAUUUACAAUUUUUUAUAAAAAAAUACAAAAUUUCUAUAUAUGUGGAACAAUUUUUCUUCUAAAACGGAAGGUGUAUAUUCAAGAAAAUAAAAUUAUGAAAUCUUAAAUUAAUCCAAUUUUCCAUCUUACUGACAUGAGAUAAUUAUAAACAAAAGAUUAUUUAAUCACUCACUUGCAAGUCAUUAAUAAACAAAAGCUUAUUAAUCACUCACUUACAACAAGCUUACUGACAUGAGAUAAAUAUAAACAAAAGCUUAUUAAUCACUUACUGACAUCUUAUAACUAUAAGAAAGAACCUUAUUAUAUAUCACUCACUUGCAUGACACUAGUUCUGCAGAUAAUUUUGUUUAUGGGCUUAGCCCAGCAUAUAUUUUAGAGCCCAAUUUGUAUCUGUCUCUUCUUCUACCUAGCAAGAGAACCUCUGCAACAUCUCAGGUAACAAUGUUCACCAGGUUUCGUCUAGUUACGAAUAAGACUUUCUCCACCACCACCGUUCUUAGGCUCGUGUCUUCACGCGCCUCCACGGACACGUCAUCCUUAUCUCAUCAUAAUAGCUUGAAGGAGAUACUGAGAAAGAACGGUCCACGAUUCAGCGUCCCUUCCCUGCUCCAGCAACGACUCGACUCGGGCCACCCCGUCACGUUACCGGAGCUCCGGUCCAUCACCAACCGCCUCAUUAAAUCUAACCGCCACGAUAUCGCACUCCAGAUGAUGGAGUGGAUGGAGACUCAAAAAGACGUUCACUUCUCUGCCUACGACACGUGUCUUAGAUUGGAGUUAAUCAUCAAAAGCCACGGCUUGAAACAAGCAGAGGAGUAUUUUGAGAAGCUCUCUCUUAAAGCUUCAAAAGCAUCUUAUCUUCCACUGCUUCGUGGUUAUGUUAGGGAUAAACUGGUUCUUGAAGCUGAAUCUCUCAUGGAGAAGCUGAAUGGAUUGGGGUUUCUCGUCACUCCACACCCAUUCAACGAGAUGAUGAAGCUUUACGAAGCCACUCACCAGUACGAGAAAGUGGUUUUAGUGGUUUCGUUGAUGAAGAGGAACAAGAUACCGAGAAAUGUUCUUUCUUACAAUCUCUGGAUGAACGCUUGUUGUGAAGUAUCCGGUGUGGAGUGUGUUUACAAGGAGAUGGUUGAUGACAAGAGUGUUGAAGUUGGGUGGAGCUCUUUAUGUGCUCUAGCGAAUGUUUAUGUGAAAGCUGGUUUUGUUGAGAAGGCGAGUUUGGUGCUUGAGAGUGCGGAGAAGAAGUUGAACAGAAGCAAUAGGCUUGGAUACUUCUUCCUCAUCACACUCUAUGCAUCUUUAGGAAACAAGGAAGGAGUUGUGAAGCUUUGGGAACGUUCAAAGUCUGUUUCCGGCAGGGCUACUUGUGCAAACUACAUAUGCGUGUUGACGUCCUUGGUGAAACUUGGUGAUCUUGCAGAGGCUGAAAGUGUGUUUAGUGAAUGGGAGGGGACAUGUUUUAACUAUGAUGUUAGAGUCUCCAAUGUUCUUUUGGGUGCUUACAUGCGUGGUGGAGAUAUCCGCAGAGCCGAGGGGUUGCACCACCGUGUGUUGGAGAGAGGAGGUGUUCCAAACUAUAAGACUUGGGAGAUUUUGAUGGAAGGGUUUGUGAAGUGUCAAAGUAUGGAGAAAGCUAUCGAUGCUAUGCACCGAGCGUUUGAACUGAUGAAGGACUGUCAUUGGAGACCGUCACAAAAGAUUGUCAUGGCCAUUGCUGAGUACUUUGAGAAGGAGGCGAAGAUGGAUGAAGCUAACAGAUAUGUUAGAGAUUUACAUCGUUUAGGUCUUGCAAGCUUACCGUUAUACAGAUUAUUACUUAGAAUGCAUGAACAUGUCCAGAGGCCAGCUUCUGACAUCUAUGAAAUGAUGAAGUUGGACAAUAUUAUAAGGGAAAAUUGGAAAUAUAGGACACUUUGAACUUUGAUUUGUCACAAUAAUAUUUUGUCUAAGUUUUUUGUCUUAUUAAGAUUUUAAUUAAUGUUAAUACGAUUAUACCCUUAGAUUAUUGAAAUUUUAAUUUAAUUAAAAUAUAGAAUGUUUAUUAAUUAGAUUUAUUUAUAAUUGUUUUUACAUUAGGGAUGUAAAGAAAAAUCAAAAGCAUUAAAAGUUAUGUAAUUGUGUAUGUUUCAUUUUUUCUUCUUCCACAAUUCAAAGCACGACAAUUUUUCACAAAUACCUUUAUGAGGUUUCUGUUCUCAUCUUCUUCUUUAUCUUCUCAGAUUAUUGUCUCCAUCUUUACUUGAUAUCCUUCUUAGCCUCUUUGAUUUCGCAUUGUGUCAUGUGAAGAUGGUUUAUAGCAUCUUCGAUUUUAUUUCGUAUUUGAUUUGAUGGGUGAUUUUCUUUUGUUCUUGAUUAGAUCCUUUGUUAAAGGCGGCCAUUAAAUCGGAGUCACCAAAAUUAUUCACGUUUUUAAGUUUUGAAAGCUUGAAACUGGAAGAUACAUGCUAAAUCUACAAAUUUAAACCAUACCCAACAAAAAAAAUGCAAAAAUAAUGGACGAAAUCAAUCAAAGAAAGCAUGGCGG